CUUGUCUAGAUGUGUUGAUCUAAAGGGGCUGAAAAUGCAUGGAAUGAAAAGUCAUGACUGCCAUGUUUUUAUGCAACGACUUCUGCCAAUCGCUCUUCGGGAGCUACUUCCGAAAAAUGUGUGGGAGCCUCUAACAGAGUUAAGUAUCUUCUUCAGGGAGUUAACUUCCACGUCACUGUCACAGGAAGAUCUAAACCGUAUGGAAACUGAGAUCCCAAAAAUCCUGUGUAAGUUGGAACGUAUAUUUCCACCCAGCUUUUUUGACUCUAUGGAGCAUCUUCCCGUGCAUCUUCCGUAUGAAGCUAUGAUGGCAGGACCGGUUCAGUAUCGCUGGAUGUAUCCAUUUGAAAGAUAUUUGAGGAAAUUGAAAAAAAAAGGUCACUAAUAAAGGCAGGGUCGAAGGGAGCAUUAGUAGUGGAUAUCUGCAAGAAGAAAUCGCUAAAUUUGCAUCCUAUUAUUUUGCUGAAGGCGAUCCGAUGUUACCCGUGCGUUUGGGAAGAAAUGAAACUUGUGAUAUGGAUAUCGAUGAAGAUGCCGACAGACUGGGAAUUUUUAAACCUAAGGGA
Mercurialis annua (annual mercury) is the source of this 566-nucleotide messenger RNA. RefSeq lists its product as uncharacterized. Lineage: Eukaryota; Viridiplantae; Streptophyta; Magnoliopsida; Malpighiales; Euphorbiaceae. The transcript has 2 exons. The record is from RefSeq and is a predicted model, not a curated record. Bases 35 to 385 code for a protein of 116 amino acids.